GUAGAAAGCGACUUGAAUUCACAAAUAAUGCAUCAGAAGCAGCACCUAAAGUUGUACUCCUUUCGUCCCCUGAAACAUGGGAGUUUUGCUUUUUAGGAGGGAUUUAAGGGGAGUGUAUUUUGGUAUUGAAUUUCUAAAAAUAUCCUUUGACGUGAUGAGUAAAAGUAUGAUUUGAUGGAUAGAUUAUUAGUAAAAAGGUAUGAGUUCUAGAUUUGUCUUGGCUAGGGUUUCACUCUUCAGGCCGCAGCGCAAUCCUCUGCGGCAGCCAUCAUCAUGUUCGCCUCAAACUAUUGAUUCUUCUAGCAAUCUCAAGCGGCGACCACAAGUUGUGAAGGCCGUUACAACUUCCGAUUCUGCAGUGGACUUACCAUUGACUGCAGAAAAUGUCGAGAGCGUAUUGGAUGAGAUUCGGCCUUAUCUCAUCGCCGAUGGUGGAAAUGUGGCAUUGCAUGAGAUUGAUGGCAAUGUUGUGAAGUUGAAACUGCAGGGAGCAUGUGGCUCAUGCCCUAGUUCUGUAGUUACAAUGAAAAUGGGCAUUGAGCGCCGUUUGAUGGAAAAGAUACCAGAGGUGUUUGCUGUUGAAUCCAUCCCAGAUGAAGAAAGUGGCCUUGAGCUUAAUGAAGAGAAUAUAGAAAAGGUACUUGAAGAAAUAAGACCGUACCUGGUAGGGGCAGCAGGUGGAAGUUUGGAGCUGGUGGCCAUAGAAGAUCCCAUUGUAAAGCUCCGGAUCACAGGUCCUGCCGCAAGUGUUAUGACCGUUCGCGUGGCUGUAACUCAGAAGCUCCGCGAGAAAAUCCCAACAAUCGCCGGUGUUCAGCUCUUGUAGUCGUAAUAGACUCACACAUACCCUACAUUUUUCUUCCUUAGCGUAAAUGGCAAUAGAAGUGUUUAUGUGCUUAUCAGAAAACCUUUUGACUUGGCACUUGUGUCUGUACAGUUGUGCUUCAUCCGUUUAUUGUGCUGCUACAAGUCUACAACAGACAUUUACAAAUUAUCACAUCAUCUUGUAUUUGCCAUUGCAGGGGUGGGAUCGGGAUGAACCCCGAGUACCGAAAUUCCAAUCCCGAUUAGAGUAUAAAACUCUUCUCGAAUUAUGUAAGAGCUUGUUCGCUUCGUGUAAUAAAGUUGUAACUUCCAAAAAAAUAGUUGUGUAUGUU
Cuscuta campestris is the source of this 1157-nucleotide messenger RNA. NCBI's taxonomy places the organism in Eukaryota, Viridiplantae, Streptophyta, Magnoliopsida, Solanales, Convolvulaceae. The record is from the annotation of a GenBank genome assembly.